GCGGGGGGGUGCCCACGUGGGCUGGUCCUAGCCGCGGGUGGACCCUCCCCACUCGGCUGGGCUCCGAUCAUCCUGCCGCGCGGUAUUUGCGUCCAGGUCCUCCGCACUCUGGUUCCAGUAUGGGCUCGACUACCCUGCAGAGCUGGUGACUUUCCUGAGUCUAAAACCGGCUCCAUGCAGCUGGGGUUUCGGGGCUCGGGUUGGCGCCCAAUUUAUAGAAAAGAAAAAAGUCUCUAACGGGACAGAUGUGCGUUCUCUGACGCCCACCAUACGAGUCUCAUGCUAGACUCAGGGGUGGUGGUUCCAAGCUCAGGAAGGAUGUGGGGCGGGGGACGCGCCGCCCCAAGACCGGACCUCGGUCUCUAGAUCUCCGCUGCCCACACGCACCCCCUGACCUGGAUGCGAACACCCUCAUUCUCCCACUCCCGCACCACUGUAGCACCUCUCUACCCUCCCUGGAGAAGCCCCCCGACUGUAGAAAGAUAAACCUUCAAGUUUUCACUCCGCGUCUCAAAUGUGCAUGAAGGAAUUUAACUGCGCGAGUGAAUAACAGCAUUAGUUUCAAUUAAUUUUUUUUAAAUCCCGGCAACAAUAAACUUUGAGAACAAAAGCGCUUUUACGUCCUUAAUUAGGCGAGCUUCCCAUCUGUGGUCUUGAAGUGUCUGCCUCUUGAUUUAACUUUGUCUCCGCCCCCCACCGCACUCCUACCCCUUCUUCGCUGGGCCCUUCGGGUAUCUUGGCCACCCCGCCCGCGGGGCCGGAGGUUCGGCCCAGCGGAUCCUGUAGCCCCGAAGUUCACACCGGCCGGCUGGCUUUGCGGCCGGGCUGGCGCGCACCAGGUGGCCCGCCGCGUCCCUCCUGUUCCACCCCUGGACAGUCCUGCCGGCCCCUGGCACUGCUGCCUCGGGCAAGCGCCCAGGGCGCAGAGCUGAAGGGAACUGGAGAGGCGCCUUCUGUUUACCUUUUAUGGUUAAAAUAACAGCUUAGCAAAAGAAGCGACUUCACGAAGAAGCGAUUUAGUGAAAUCGUCUCAAGCUGCCGCAGCUCAGCCAGUUUAAUCACCCCCAGAGAGCUGAACAACUGCGAGCACAAUGGGACACAAAAUCAUUUUCUUGUUCUGGAAAGAAGGGUCGUGGUCCACCACAGAUGCGUUUGUCAGAGGGAGCAGUGGAGAUUCCGGUCAAGGCUUAAGGCCUGGGGCUUCCAAUGAUACUCUGGGCAGGGAUGGAAGCCUAGAUGCCUCACCGCAAGGAGCGGCCGAGCGGGUCCUCGCUUAACGCACACGGCAGCAGCGGCUCGGCGGAGGGAGGAAAUAUGUCCCGGCUGUCACUCACCCGGUCGCCUGUGUCUCCCCUGGCUGCCCAGGGGAUCCCACUGCCAGCUCAGCUCACCAAAGCCAAUGCACCUGUGCACAUCGACGUGGGAGGCCAUAUGUAUACGAGCAGCCUGGCCACACUCACCAAGUACCCUGACUCCAGAAUAAGCCGUCUCUUCAACGGCACAGAGCCCAUUGUCCUAGACAGUCUCAAGCAACAUUAUUUCAUCGACCGAGAUGGGGAGAUUUUCCGUUACAUCCUGAGUUUCCUGCGGACGUCAAAACUGCUGCUUCCAGAUGACUUCAAGGACUUCAACCUGCUGUAUGAGGAGGCGAGGUACUACCAGCUGCAGCCCAUGGUGCGUGAGCUGGAGCGCUGGCAACAAGAACAAGAGCAGCGACGUCGAAGCCGGGCCUGCGACUGCCUGGUGGUGCGGGUCACCCCUGACCUGGGUGAACGGAUCGCACUCAGUGGCGAGAAGGCCCUCAUUGAGGAGGUCUUCCCGGAGACCGGAGAUGUCAUGUGCAACUCUGUCAACGCUGGCUGGAACCAGGACCCCACGCACGUCAUCCGUUUCCCUCUCAACGGCUACUGUAGACUCAACUCGGUGCAGGUCCUAGAAAGGCUGUUUCAGAGAGGGUUCAGCGUGGCCGCAUCCUGUGGGGGUGGUGUGGACUCGUCCCAGUUCAGCGAGUACGUCCUUUGCCGGGAAGAGCGGCGACCACAACCCACGCCAACUGCCGUCCGGAUAAAGCAGGAGCCCCUGGACUAGGCACUGCUGCCUCGAUGCCCACCUAAGACCCCUCAGUCCUGGGACAACCCCAAGGAUAUGGAAAUAGUGCUGAGGAGUUCUGCCUGUUUGUGCUUCACAGUGGGCACACGACUGAGGGCGGAAAUGGAGGGUCUGAGCUCAUCCCUGGGAAUGCCAGGUGCGGAGGCAACAGAAGGAGGGGGUGCCGGAGGGGGUGCCCGCGGAAGGACUGUUGAUGUGAUCCAGAGAUGCUGCUGCUGCAACUGUGCUACCAGCUUCCCAGCCCUCCUGCAUCUCAGCCUGGUACAGCGUCCUCUGCUGUGCCAGUCACUCCAGAGCAGCUGUUUCCCCUCCACACUUGGCAGACAUAUUUUUCUACAGUAUUUAAAACAGAGCUAACUGUCGCUGCACAGGUCGGCAAGGCUACUGGGGACCAUCGCUGCUUUUACCUGGUGCUCAGUUCUCAGCCCAACUGUUCAGCAAGCCUUGCAAAAGAUGGGCUGCCAGCAUUCCAGCCCAUGUGCCUGCUGAGCUGGGUCUGUGGGGACAGAUGUGGGGUGGCGGUGCUACAGGAGGUGGAACAGAGUCCUCCAGGGCCAGGGCAGCCGGGAAGAGGGCAGUGGGGGCUAUGUGACUCUAUGACUUUUAUCUGAGACACUCUGCUGCCACCUGUGUCCCAGACUGCACUUGGUGCACACCUGACCUGCUAAUGCCCAGGGGCUUCCAAUCCCAACUGACUGUGCUCACAUCUGGGUUCUUGGAGAAGUCUUCCCCCACCCAGUCAGCAUGGGGGCCACAGCUUAUCUCAGGAAUGGGCCCUUCUACCAAGGGACCCAUCUGUCAGCAUCACUCUCUGGGUCCCCAGCUCAGGGAACCACCCUCCACCCUAGCACCAGUUUUCCCAUUCACAUGCACAUCAAGUGUUAAUGAAAUGUCCUAAACUAGCCUGUCUAUAAGGCCCAGACCCAAGCUUACCUAGUGCUCUUAACCCCAGAUUUCCAACAAGGACUGGUCCUGAGAGGUCCUCACAGAUCUGCUCUCUCCCAGACGACAGGCCCAAAAGAUGGAUACCCUGGCCUUGUCACAUCUCCCCUAGUUCCUCCCAAGUGGAGGAAUCGCAGAGAACUGACAGAUGGGGUGCCCUGGCCGGCACCCCCCUUGUGUAUAACGCCUGUAGACUUGUAUAUGACUCCUUUAAUAUUGUAAAAAUGCUGAUGUACAAUUGUCCUUCCUGUGUUUGUGUGAACACACCGCGUUCCCGGUUCAUACCAUAAAGGACGCUAUAAAGCAAAAAA
Molecule: messenger RNA, 3362 nt
Organism: Mastomys coucha (southern multimammate mouse)
Lineage: Eukaryota; Metazoa; Chordata; Mammalia; Rodentia; Muridae
Gene: Kctd15
Product: potassium channel tetramerization domain containing 15
Exons: 7
Coding region: 1237-2088 (283 amino acids)
Biological process (GO): protein homooligomerization
Molecular function (GO): protein binding
Source: RefSeq, a predicted model, not a curated record